GCCCGCGGCUCGGGGAGGGAGGCGGGGCUACCGCGCGCGGCGGCGGCGGCGGCGGCGGCGGCGGUGGAGGUGGAGGAGCAGCUCGCCAGCCUGCAGCUCGCGAGCGCCGAGCGAGCCGCCCGAAGGGUAGAUUUACCAGGCUGUUUCUGAGUGUGGAUUGUUACCCUUGGUAAGAAAAUGUCGUCCAUCUUGCCAUUCACUCCGCCAGUGGUGAAGAGACUUCUGGGAUGGAAAAAAUCAGCCGGUGGGUCUGGAGGAGCAGGUGGUGGAGAACAGAAUGGACAGGAAGAAAAGUGGUGUGAAAAAGCAGUGAAAAGUCUGGUGAAAAAGCUAAAGAAAACAGGACGAUUAGAUGAGCUUGAGAAAGCCAUCACCACUCAGAAUUGCAAUACUAAGUGUGUCACCAUACCGAGCACUUGCUCUGAAAUUUGGGGACUGAGUACAGCAAAUACGGUAGAUCAGUGGGACACAACAGGCCUUUACAGCUUCUCUGAACAAACCAGGUCUCUUGAUGGCCGUCUUCAGGUUUCACAUCGGAAAGGGUUGCCACAUGUUAUAUAUUGCCGGCUAUGGCGCUGGCCCGACCUUCACAGUCAUCAUGAGCUCAAGGCAAUCGAAAACUGCGAAUAUGCUUUUAAUCUGAAAAAAGAUGAAGUAUGUGUAAAUCCUUACCACUACCAGAGAGUUGAGACACCAGUCUUGCCUCCAGUCUUAGUGCCUCGGCACACAGAGAUUCUAACAGAACUGCCGCCUCUGGAUGACUACACCCACUCCAUUCCAGAAAACACAAAUUUCCCAGCAGGAAUUGAGCCACAGAGUAAUUACAUCCCAGAAACACCACCACCUGGAUACAUCAGUGAGGAUGGAGAAACAAGUGACCAACAGUUGAACCAAAGUAUGGACACAGGCUCUCCAGCCGAACUGUCUCCUACUACUCUCUCUCCCGUUAAUCACAGCUUGGAUUUACAGCCAGUUACUUACUCGGAACCUGCUUUCUGGUGUUCAAUCGCAUACUAUGAACUAAACCAGAGGGUUGGCGAGACCUUCCAUGCAUCACAGCCCUCGCUCACUGUAGAUGGCUUCACGGACCCAUCAAACUCGGAGAGGUUCUGCUUAGGCUUGCUCUCCAAUGUUAACCGAAACGCCACCGUAGAGAUGACAAGGAGGCAUAUAGGAAGGGGCGUGCGCUUGUAUUACAUAGGUGGGGAAGUGUUUGCCGAGUGCCUAAGUGACAGUGCCAUCUUUGUGCAGAGCCCCAACUGUAACCAGAGAUACGGCUGGCACCCUGCAACAGUGUGUAAGAUCCCACCAGGCUGUAACCUGAAGAUCUUCAACAACCAAGAGUUUGCUGCUCUUCUGGCUCAGUCUGUUAACCAGGGUUUUGAAGCCGUUUAUCAGCUAACCCGAAUGUGCACCAUAAGAAUGAGCUUCGUGAAGGGCUGGGGAGCAGAGUACCGGAGGCAGACAGUAACAAGUACCCCUUGCUGGAUUGAACUGCAUCUGAAUGGCCCUCUGCAGUGGUUGGACAAAGUAUUAACUCAGAUGGGAUCCCCUUCAGUGCGAUGCUCAAGCAUGUCGUAAAGUCCAUCACCGCUAAGCUCAUCAGAGACUUGAUGUGACAACUCUCCGUCGUAGUAUUCAUGUAUGAUCCCGUGGACUGUUUGCUAUCCAAAAAUUCCAGAGCGAAAACAGCACUUGAGAUCUCAUCAGUUAAAGCACCUUGUGGAAUCUGUUUCCUAUAUUUGAAUAUUAGAUGGGAAAAUUAGUGUCUAGAAAUGCCCUCCCCAGAGGGGAAAAAGAAGACUUAAAGACUUAAUGACGUCUUGUUGGGCAUAAGACAGCGUCCCAAAGGUUAUUAAUAACAGUAGUAGUUGUGUACAGGUAAUGUGUCCAGACCCAGUAUUGCAGUACUCUGCUGUUUGUAUACAUUCUUAGUUUGCAUAAAUGAGGUGUGUGUGCUGCUUCUUGGUCUAGGCAAGCCUUUAUAAGAUGACAGUACCUAAUCUGUUCCUCCCACUUCUCCGUUAUUUUUGUGUCUUUUUUAAUAUAUAAUAUAUAUAUAUAUCAAGAUUUUCAAAUUAUCAUUUAGAAGCAGAUUUUCCUUGUAGAAACUAAUUUUUCUGCCUUUUACCAAAAAUAAACAAACUCUUGGGGGAAGACAAGUGGAUUAACUUGGAAGUCCUUACUGUGUCCAGUGGAUCUUAGCAGUCAUUCUUUUUGUGACCACUUUCUGCUGAGUUGCAUUAGAAGGAAACCUUACUGGGACCUUGGAGGCUCUUCAUCCCAUUUCUGUUCUGAUGAGAGCAGUACAGUAUCAUGUCAUUGCAGUAAAUAGUUACACUGAUGACUUCUGGGUUAGUUAAUUCCAGUAAAGGUUUAUGUGGGCAGUAAGUCCUUUUGUCUAAUAACCAGACUUCAGCAGAUGAGAACUGAUGUGUAUAACCAGUUGUUCUGUUGAUUAACUUUUGUCUCGAACAUGCACAGGUGGCAGUAUAUUAUUUUCAGGGCUAUUCUAGAAUCAUCUCAGUAUGUUUCCUCCUCCAAAGCCGGUCUAACAAUAAAGUACCUUUCUGUAAAGGCAGCCGACCUUUGGCCUCGUUUCACUCACUGCCAGGUUGUGUUACAGAGCAGACCCUUUUGUAAAUGUGUUAGAGUGACGCUGAGGUGUCGUCCGUCAGCUGAUAGGGCCAUCUGUUUUUAAAGUGCAUUGUAUGUAAUUUAUAAAUAGAAUGUUAUUUUACCUAGUUUCAAAAUUUUAAAUAUUGUGAGCUAAGCCGUUUAGCAAGAUUUCUAGCCCGCAGUUAGCUGUGGACGUAGGUCUUCUUGACUAAUCCUGGGUGUAUGGUUUACUGACCUUUCUGCUCUGCAAGGAGAUCCCAGCUGUUCUGUUGGUCCUCCGUUCUGCAGCACACAACAAUCAUGUCCAGUGUUGACUCCUUUCUUGUCUGCUACUCCCUACAAACACCUGGCCUCCUUUUUGUAAACUUUCAUAUUUUUGCAGACAAACACCUUUGGUACUUAACUCUUUGAGACCAUAUUCAUGUGUGUACAGAAAUCAUUUUUGAUGCUUUUCAGCAUUUGCUUGUUUUCUAUUGGAUAUUUCUCAUUUUCCUAUAUUUGUGUGUGUGUGUGUGUGUUAUGUGUUCAUGUAAAUUUGGUAUAGUAAUUUUUUAUUCAGAUAUUUAUUGUUCACCUAUUAAUGUGCCAUGAACUUCCUUAACUUUGGGUGAAAGUGAGCACAGUAGCUGUAGCUCCCGCCUUUGCUAAGAUGGCAGUUGGUUUAACGCUAGCACGCUCCAGUGUCUGCAUAGGAGGUAGACGGUGUGUCUAGUGAACGAACGGCAGAGAGGAUGCUUUUGGUAGGACAUCUGGAGAGUGAUGUGUGAGCUAACACCUGACCUAGGAAGAGAAAGCCAUGUGAGGAGCGAAGGGCAAUGUAACACUGCUGGGACAGCAUCACACCCAAAGGCUCAGGCUCACAGAGAUUCACUGUCAGGUAUCGUAAUUGUGCACACCCCUGCACACACCCACAGGUGGCAGUGACAAUGGUAGGAUCUGUUGAAGGUGGGACUGCUUUGUGACAGGCUGCUUCUGUCAUGUCUCUGUGAUCUAUUCCUCAGACCUUGUACAGCUUUCUUACACCAGGUCAGUGCCACUUAAUGUUACAGCUCCUGUUAGGUUAAUGCUCACCAAUCUGGGGACUCACUGCUGCAUACUGCUUAUCAUUGCUAUUUUGAGAUGGAAGGUAAGAAUUUACUCCUUGUUUCUGACUUGAAGUAAUUUUCAAAUAACCAAAUAUGCAAUAUAAAAACAGAUACAAGCCGGGCGGUGGUGGCGCACGCCUUUAAUCCCAGCACUUGAGAGGCAGAGGCAGGCGGAUUUCUGAGUUCGAGGCCAGCCUGGUCUACAGAGUUAAGUUCCAGGACAGCCAGGGCUACACAGAGAAACCCUGUCUCAGAAACAAACAAACAAACAAACAAAAAGAACAGAUACAAAGCUUUAAAGUAAUGGAAAACACUGAUUAGUCUACUUCCAAACCUGCUGUUACCCUUCUCUGUGGCUUUAAGGUUCCUGGCUGAUUACAGUGUUAAACACUAAUUAACUUUAUGUUCCUAAGGCUGUAUUAAGUUGUGCCCUUCACAGUGUUGUGUCAUAGGGUUGGCUUUGGGAAGCAUUUGUCUGUGGGGAUGGAAGUCUGUCUUCCUGAAGAGAGUCCCUAAGAAAGUGGCCGGCCACCAUCAGUGUUGACAUUGGUGAACUGCUCCAGCUGAGAAGAAACAUGCCCUGAGGGGCCAGUGCCUAGCUGGUGCACACCUGUCCUUGCUCCACAAGUGUAGUGGAUUAUUGGUUUGAGAGUUAGUUUACAGAGAUUGGUUUAAAUCACGAGAAUAGUUUGCCAACCUCUGGCCUCUGAACUUAACCACACCGUGUGCGUACAUACCGAUCCAGACUAUUUCUUGGUAAAAUGCAGAACUCAGGUUGGGCACACAUUAGACCAGCUUUACAUUCGACUUCAUUUACACUUUUAUUGACCCUAACAUAAGGCAUAAGUAUUUGACUUUCUUUGUCGGUGGUAGUGAUCUGUAACACUCAGCACUUCAUAGGUGGGCUAACCAAGAAAAUCCACAGUGAUUGGCUAAGGCUGCAGCUUCAUUGGAAGCCAAGUCAGAAAGCAUCAGAGAGUGCCUCCUGCCUCAAGGUUGACCGUCCUGGGAACUCGGUACACAGUAGUGUGGCUCUGGACCUUUGCAGGUACCUUCAAGCUUGGCUGGCUUCACGUAUGAAAUAAGAAUGUGUGAUAGUUGGGAUACAUGAAACUAGAUACUCAUUUAGCUCAGAAACUCUCAACACAUGGUAAGAUGCUAUGCAAAAUGGAACAGGAGACUUGGAAAGUCUUGUCUGAAAGUGGGUUUCAAGAGUGAAGUCUGAUCUACUCCCACUCAGUGUACGUGGUCUAAGUUAACUGACCGUAAGGUAUUUCCGGGCUUCCAGCUGCUUAGCCAGUUUGGAGGAAGUAGCCUUUAGCAAGAAAGCUCAAAGUCCAAUGUCUUUAAGGAGCCUUAUGUCCUCGGAAAUUCUUUUCUCUGCACAUAUUAAGGGAAGGUGACUAGUCCCAGCCAUGCCUGGGACAAAUGUUCCAAAUGUGCACCGCUAAGUGCCAACCAAAGUGAGUCCUAGGGGUCCUGGGAAAAGUUGUCCGCUUAGGUGUCCUCAGGACUUAUACUAAUGUCAUCCUAGCUGAUAACUGUUGGGUUAGCCCAUGGCUGUCAACAUUUUUAGGACUCACCUAUGUGUUCUGUAAUCACUCAUUACUAUGGAUACAACCUAAGAUUUACAAUAAAUAACACAGGGAGCAAUGGAGUUGAGUAUGGAAUGAAAAGAGGCAACAAGAUUGGGAUGACCUGUGUAGGUGUGAGUACACUUUGUGUCCUUAGGAGUUCUUGUAACAGAAACAGUGUGAAACUAUAGAUGUCUUCUCUUAUAAGGGAAAGCAAACAUGGUCUUUGCUGAAAAAUUUCCCAGUCUGUCUGCCCUGCUCAAGAAGCCAGAAUGUGUUACUGUGUUUCUUUUUGGUGGAUGCUGUCUUAAAAUGACUUAGCUGUGUCAUCCAGAAGCAGGUAAAGGAAUCAGUGUCCCCAUAGAGCCGGAACCCUCUGCUCUCAAGUCUUUCUGGCCUCCUCACUCUCAAGGUGCUUACCAGCUAGGCAGAGCUCAGGAGCCAAGGGGUGUUCUAAGACACCAUGGACUUCAUGAUGCUGCUUGGCAGACAUAAAGCCCGGUCCUGCUCGCUGGUAGUCCUCAGUGGCUGAUGCAGUGCACUGUGAUAGACAUACUACGUGUGUUGUUUGUAAGCCUCCUCUCAAAGAUUGUCAGAAAAUGGUGUAUGUGGGUUGGUGUGCAUGUGUGUGUGCGUGUGUGUGUGUGUGUGUGUGUGUGUGUGUGUGUGUGUGUAACAAUGAGCUGAGGCUUUAUUACAGCUGGUUUCCAGUUAAAAUUGUGAAAUACUUAUUUCUUGUCCACACCAAAUAUUUCAGUCUAUUCAAUGUAUUAAACAAAUAAUUCUACUUAAGAAAAUGUUGCUUAAAUGUUCUGUGAUUUCUGGUGCAUUUUUAUACAGAUUUGUGUGUGUCUCUGUGCAUUCACUUUCUGCCUUUGCUCUCUGUGUUAACAGUCCUGUCGCCCUCGGAAGGUGGACACUAUUCCUAGCAUUAAAAAGAAACAUUUGAGUUACUUACCAUGUCA
Mastomys coucha (southern multimammate mouse) is the source of this 6243-nucleotide messenger RNA. It is a transcript of the gene Smad2, whose product is annotated as SMAD family member 2. Gene Ontology annotation, biological process: transforming growth factor beta receptor signaling pathway; anatomical structure morphogenesis; BMP signaling pathway. The record is from RefSeq and is a predicted model, not a curated record. Gene Ontology annotation, molecular function: RNA polymerase II cis-regulatory region sequence-specific DNA binding; I-SMAD binding; DNA-binding transcription factor activity, RNA polymerase II-specific. The transcript is spliced from 11 exons. Gene Ontology annotation, cellular component: heteromeric SMAD protein complex. Bases 178 to 1581 code for a protein of 467 amino acids. NCBI's taxonomy places the organism in Eukaryota, Metazoa, Chordata, Mammalia, Rodentia, Muridae.